This is a messenger RNA of Bathycoccus prasinos, 2364 nucleotides long. RefSeq lists its product with no specific name. The record is from RefSeq and is a predicted model, not a curated record. Gene Ontology annotation, biological process: tRNA methylation. The coding region runs from base 1 to 2364 and encodes 787 amino acids. The transcript has a single exon. Gene Ontology annotation, cellular component: cytosol. NCBI's taxonomy places the organism in Eukaryota, Viridiplantae, Chlorophyta, Mamiellophyceae, Mamiellales, Bathycoccaceae.
AUGCCACUCGGUCUUCACGCCGAGCGGGCCUCGCGCAAACUCAAAGGAAACGUAUCACUAUUAUCAGCAUCAUCAUCAUCAUUCCAACGUCGCGAAGCCUUAAACUCAGUCGCAAUCUUGGCGGACGAAUUGAGGAAGACGGCUAACUACCACGAAUUUAUUGACUCGACUUUCCUUAUGAACAACGACAAAGACUGCUCUAAAGAGGUGGCGGAAUGGUUAUUGAAAAGCAGCGACGAGGAUGAUGAUAAUUUGACGUUCGAGAGAUUCGCUCGCACCUUGAUUCGCGUGUAUUGGCAUCUCCCGCAAAACUUUGCUUCGAGACACAAAAAAUCCAUCCUCCUCGGUUUCAGUCGGUAUUUCAAUAUCGACACCAAAAACAAUAAUCAAAAAAGCUCAUCAUCAUUAUUGUCACCACAAGCGGUCUCUGUUUCAAACGUACUCUGCGAAGAGACGCGAGCGUAUCUCGAUGCAUUUCUAGAGAAACUUGAGGAUGUGAGCGCUGAUGCAGCAUUGGAGUACGUGCCUGCGGUUUCCAUGCUUUUGUCCUUGUACGCCAGAACAGAACGCCGCCAGCGAAAGAAAGAUGACGACACUACUACUAAAAAUAGAGUAGUACCAGUAUUCAACGCUGCACUCGAUGAUAACGCACAUUUGAUGAUACGACUAUGCAAAUGGAUUCUUGAUACAGUCAUGAAAGAUAUUAAGAAUGGGAGAAACGUGUCAAAUGUUGCCGCGUGUACAGACGUCGCCACGUUGACGCAAAGACUAUUGAGAGAUUUUUGUCAAUGCGAAGGUGCUGAAAAAGAAAAGAGGAACGCUAACAACAGAGCGAUUAUAAAAGAACGAAUCGUAUUGAAUACACUUUUUGAUGCGUUGGAAUUCAAUAUUUUUGGCGGAACUUCUAUUGGAACCGCGCUAGCGGCACAUCUCUUGGAUAAAAUAAGCGAUGACGAUACGGGUGAGGAGACUACGACGAGUGAGCAGCAAAUCGCGGCGGCGUUUGGAUUCUCUAGUACUAAAUACGGAGACACAGCACAUGUUGGCAAUGUGAGCAUGUCGUUACAGUUUUGUAAUCACGUGGAAAAGCAAUCGAAUCUAGCACUCGCGCACUUUCUUAGAGGAUUUGUCGUCGCUCUUGCUCCAGAAGUGUUAUCGUCAUCGACUUCUCGUCUCGCUAGGGAUGUUUUCUUUCCAUUGGUGCUAACUAUUUUAGAGCGCUGUGAAGAUCCACACGCGAUAUUUCACGCAAUAAAUGCAAUCACGACGUUAUUGCAGAGACUUAUUGACGCUGAAAUUUCUCGAGACGACUCUUUUUUUGCUUUGCUACGUCGCGUUUCGCAGGCUCUCCUUUCACGAUGGGACGACAUUAAUACAACUGCUUCGACUACGAAAGAGAUUGCGUGUGCGUUUGAUGCUCUGUGCGAUUGUGCUUUCGGGACUGACAAGAAAAAGUUUGACCCAAGCGGCAUGCGUUGGGGUCUGGAAACCUUUCAGAGCAUAUUAAAUCUUACUUUUAAUGCGAAUGGUGGCGCCAGGAAAUCACGGUUCAAACCACUCUCCGCGCUCGCAAAACGGCUCGGAUCGCGCGCCAUAAUGGGAAUGCGAACGACAAUACUUUCAGAUGUUUUGGAUGUCAUGUCAAACGAUGAUUCGCUCGGCCCAUCCGCAUCCUGGCUUCUCAUUGAGCUUUCAAAGUCAUACCGCGUCGAAGAAAGAUCAUUUUCCAUCAGCUGGAAAAGAUGGUGGACUGACGCUUUGUUUCCGUUUUUUAUUCAGCCUGAUGGUAAGAAAAGGAGAAGCGUUGCAACGCACGCUCUCUCGAUCGCUUUUCAAGAGGAGUACGGUGGAGAUUCUUCUUUUGCCGCGGAGCUCGCUCGAGAAGUUUUGAGUUUCGGCGACGGAAGCAAAAGUUUCAGUUCUCAUCUCAGAGCGGGCGCAAUCGUCACCAUCAUGAGAGCAGCUCGAAACGCACAACUUUGCGACCCAAAACUUUUUGGUCGCAUUCGCAGCAAAGUUGUUAAAAGCUUGAAUAACAAGAGAGAACGCAAAAAGGAACGAAAAGAAACAUUAUCCAAGGGCGAAACGCUGCACCCAGAAACAAAUAAUGCACGCAGUUACGAUGACGAAGAAGCUGAUGGAUCGUUUUUUGACGUAUCUCACUCGAUGAUUGAAACCGCAGCGUUGAGUUCGUGCGAAAUUUCGCGCACGGAUGCAAUGGAACUAUUGUGUUGGGAAGGGAAGGGAAGUUCUCAAACACUCCCAGGCGCUCAGGAGUUGGCACUUUUGAAGCGAAUAUUACCGCAUCAUCUGCGCGGGUACGUUUUGAAUCUGAUUUUCUAUAUUUUCAGUACAGCGCGGUGA